GAUCUCGUUGCGUUCGUAUUAAAUAGAAAGAGAGAGAGAGAGAGAGAGUGCGAGAGAGCGCGCGUACCGUGCAACAACAUUGCCUGCCAGCCGCCUGCCUGUGAUCCGUAUAGCAAUUGGUGAGGAUCGGAUCAGUAGUCGGGCCAAAAACACUUGUGCAUUACUUGUAUCUCGUAUCUGAAGCUGUAUCUCAAUUUGUAUCUGUAUUUGUAUCUGGUGCACAGUUCUUUUGUUAUUGUUCCUUGCUUGUGAUGAAAUUUCGUGAAAUACGUGUAGCCCAGACGCAACAACGAGCAAGAACAUUCUGACAGCGAGGCUGUAGGCCCACAAGAGGGAGGGGCAGGGUGUAGUGCGUGGUGAUAUAUUAUUGAUUUCGCAUCGACACCCAAACAUAUUCUGGCUGAAUCAUCAGUUCGCAUUGCGAGCCAAGCAACAUACAUAUAUUCAACCCAUUGGACCGGCGCCGCUUGAGCACGCUUCAGUCAGUUAACCUCCCGCAGAGGGGGUCUCUCACGGAUUCGUUUCCUGAUCCACAGCACUCGCUGUUGCUAGGACGCAGACAUGAGGAAGGCGACGCCCAUACCCGAGGAGCUGUACAAUCUCACCCAGCUGGCCGAUGUGACACUGGCGGCCGGACCGCUCAGCGCACCAGCCAAAACUGUGGCCUACAGCAAGCCAAUGCCCAGCAGCAGCAACAACAACAACAUCAGCAACAGCAGCAACAGCAGCAACAACAACAACAACAUCAGCAACAGCAGCAACAGCAGCAUAUUCUAUGCCUCAUCCGACGAUGACUCCACCUACAAUUCGUACAGCCACAAGGUGUUCGAUCGCAGGAAACUGCGUCGCUGCACCAUCUCCGACUCGAAUUCCUGCGCCAGCAUCACCAGCACCAGCAGCUGCCAGUCCAGCGAACAGUCGCCCAACCAGGCUACGCACUGCAGCAGCAACAGCAGCACCGCCAGCAAUUUGCUUGAAGAUGAGCACAUUUGCCCCGAGUGCGGCAAAAAGUAUUCCACAUCCUCCAAUCUGGCGCGCCAUAGACAAACCCACAGGUCAAUUAUGGACAAGAAGGCGCGACAUUGUCCCUACUGCGAAAAGGUGUACGUUUCGAUGCCGGCCUUCUCGAUGCAUGUGCGCACCCACAACCAGGGCUGCGAGUGCCAGUAUUGCGGCAAGUGCUUUUCGCGGCCCUGGCUGCUGCAGGGCCACAUACGCACCCAUACGGGCGAGAAGCCCUUCAAGUGCAGCGUCUGCAGCAAGGCCUUUGCGGACAAAUCGAAUCUGCGCGCCCACAUACAAACCCAUUCAAAUACCAAGCCGCACACCUGCGCCCGCUGCGGCAAGGCCUUUGCCCUCAAGUCGUAUCUGUACAAGCACGAGGAGUCCUCCUGCAUGAAGAAUCGCGGCGAGGCGGCGCCGCGUGCCGCGCAGCUGAUCUCCAUGUCCAAGCAGCAGCCGGAACUGGAGGCGACAGCAGCAACAACAACGACAACAAGCACAUCUCUGCCGGAUUCGGCCAAGUCAACGCUGGCGCACAAGCUGCUGCAGAAGGAGAAGGAACGCAGACAAGCACAGGCCCAGGCUCAGGCCCAAGCUCAAGCUCAGGCACAGGCUGCGCUGGCCUAUGGCUAUCCGUCAGCUGCUGGGCAUGCGGAUGCAUUUGCCGCCCACCUGGAGCACUACGAAAGCUACAAGCGCAACGGCAUGCUCCAGCCGACAACCGUGCUGCAGCAUCCCGGUGCGCUGUACCAGGAGCAGCUGCUGCCACUGCCGCUGCCGCUGCCACUGCCCCUGGGUCUGCCGUAUCAGCACUAUGGACAUGCCGGGGCACAGUCGGCAGGCAGCGAGGCGGCGGCGGCGGCGGCGGCGGCGGCGGAUCAGGAGCAGCCCGUUGACUUUUCGCCCAAGAACAAUUUCACGCAUUCGGCCAAGACGAGUCCCUUCGAGCUGACCGGCAACUAUGCGAUGGUCGCCUAGACAACCCCAGCCUGCCAGCUGAUUGUAAAAAGACAAGCGAGAGAGAGAUUUACAGAAAUUUGAAAAAAAAAAAAAAAACCAAAUAUUAACAAGAAAACAAACCAAAAACAAUAACAAAAGAAAAAAACCCAUUUUGCAUUCGAUUUUUAGGAGCUUAUUGUAGUAAACAAAUAUGUGAUAAAUAUGAAAAAAGAGCUAAAGUACCGUUAGGGAGUAGUCGAUUCCAAAGAAAGAAAAAAAAAAACAAAUAAUAAUAAUUACAUCAGUUGACAGAACUUAAUUAAUUGAUCGAUCUACACUUAGUUGUAACGAGGAUUUAGAGACUUGCAGAAAAAACAUGUAACCAGUAUUUUUUUCUUUUAGACCACAUAUAUAUAUAUAUAUAUAUGUAUAUAUAUAGGGAGAGAGACAACAUAUAUAUGUAUAUAUGCGAUUUUUAUGCACUGUAUGAUUUAAUUGAGUCGCUGAUUUUAGAAUUUACACACACAUAUAUAUAUAUACAUAUUAUUUUUGCCAUAUAUUACUUACCAAAUACGAACAAUUACGUUUAACAAAAAGGAA
Drosophila virilis is the source of this 2541-nucleotide messenger RNA. It is a transcript of the gene Kah, whose product is annotated as Kahuli. Lineage: Eukaryota; Metazoa; Arthropoda; Insecta; Diptera; Drosophilidae. Gene Ontology annotation, molecular function: DNA-binding transcription factor activity, RNA polymerase II-specific; RNA polymerase II cis-regulatory region sequence-specific DNA binding. The record is from RefSeq and is a predicted model, not a curated record. Gene Ontology annotation, biological process: regulation of DNA-templated transcription.